AUGGCUCCGCGGAGCUGCCUUGUGGCGCUCCUCGCUUUCCUCCUUGUAUUCCAGACGCUCUCAGCUGCGCCGCAAGUGCAGGCGGAGGAGACCAAGGACGUGGGUACCAAUGGCGAUCUUCCGAAGGUCGAGGAGCCGAUUGGAGCCGUUCCUACUGGAUCGACCACAGACACCCAAACCCAAGAGAGGGAGAAGAGCUCGAUGCGUCGGUCGGGCGAGAAGUUCCAGUUCCAGGCGGAGGUGCACCGGCUGAUGGACAUUAUCAUCAACUCGCUCUACAGCAACAAGGACGUCUUCCUCCGCGAGCUCAUCUCCAACGCCUCCGACGCUCUGGAUAAGAUUCGCUUCCUGUCGCUCACGGACAAGUCCAUUCUCGGCGAGGGCGACAACACCAAGCUCGAGAUCCAGAUUAAACUGGACAAGGACAAGAAGAUUCUGUCGAUCCGCGAUCGCGGUAUCGGCAUGACCAAGGACGAUCUCAUCAAGAACCUGGGCACCAUCGCCAAGUCCGGCACCUCAGCGUUCCUGGAGCGCAUGCAGAAGAGCGGCGACAUCAACCUGAUUGGUCAGUUCGGCGUGGGGUUCUACUCCGUGUACCUGGUGGGCGACCGCGUCGAGGUGCGCUCCAAGCACAACGACGACUCCGCGUGGGUGUGGGCCAGCGCCGCCGACGGCAACUUCGAGGUGUAUCCUGAUGAUGCGGAGGAGGACGAGCCGCUAGGGCGCGGCACUGAGAUCCGGAUUCACCUCAAGGACGAGGCGAGCGAGUACCUGUCGGAGGAUAAGCUCAAGGAGCUGGUGAAGAAGUACUCGCAGUUCAUUAACUUCCCCAUCUACAUGUGGGGCAGCCGCGAGGUGGACGAGGAGGUACCGGUGGAGGAGGAGGAGGUGGAGAAGGAGGACGACAAGGAGGAGGAGAAAGACGACAAGGACAAGGACGACACGGAGACGGACGAAGAGGAGGACAAGGACAGCGAGGAUGUGUCGGAGGACGAGGAGAAGGAGGAGGAGGAGGACAAGGAAAAGAAGCCCAAGACGCGCGUGGAGAAGCGCACCAAGUGGGAGUGGGAGCUGCUGAACAGCGUGAAGGCCAUCUGGCUGCGCAACCCCAAGGACGUCACCGACAACGAGUACCGCGAAUUCUACAAGUCGCUCGCCAAGGACUACGGCACGGACAAGCCUCUCUCAUGGACGCACUUCUCCGCUGAAGGAGACGUGGAGUUCAAGGCGGUGCUCUUCAUCCCGCCGCGCGCGCCCUACGACAUGUACGACAACUACUACGCCAACAAGGCGGCGCUCAAGCUGUACGUGCGGCGCGUGUUCAUCAGCGAGGAGUUCGAGGAGCUGCUGCCCAAGUACCUCAACUUCCUCAAGGGUCUGGUGGACUCGGACUCGCUGCCGCUGAACGUGUCUCGUGAGAUGCUGCAGGCGCACAGCAGCCUCAAGACCAUCCGCAAGAAGCUCGUGCGCAAGGCGCUUGAUAUGAUCCGACGGCUGGCGGAGGACGAGGAGGAGGCCAAGGCCAAGGCCAAGGAGGAGCGCGAGGAGGGCAAGACCGACGAGGAUGACAAGGAGCGCGUGCCGUCGGACGCGGAGACGCAGUACGAGGACUUCUGGCGCGAGUUCGGGCGAGCCAUGAAGCUGGGCGUGAUUGAGGACUCGUCCAACCGCAUGCGCCUCGCCAAGCUGCUGCGCUUCAAGAGCUCUAACGACCCGGAGAAGCUGACGAGCCUGGAGCAGUAUGUCUCGCGCAUGAAGCCGGGCCAGAAGGCCAUCUACUACGUGACGGGGCCCAGCCGCGAGCAGCUGGAGCGGUCGCCCUUCAUCGAGAAGCUGCUGAAGAAGGGCUUCGAGGUGCUCUACCUCACAGAGCCCGUCGACGAGUACCUCAUGCAGAACCUCACUGACUUCGACGAUAAGAAGUUCCAGAAUGCCUCUAAGGAGGAUCUGAAGCUUGGUGGGAAGAAGAGCAAGGAGAAGGAGAAGGCGAUGAAGGAGGGCUUCAAGGAUCUGCUUGCGUGGUGGAAGGAGCAGCUGGGCAGCAAGGAGGUGGAGGCGGUGAAGCUGAGCGAGCGCCUGGCGUCGUCCCCAUGCGUUGUGGUAACCAGCAAGUACGGGUGGAGCGCCAACAUGGAGCGCAUCAUGACGUCGCAGGCUCUGGGAGACCCGACACGGCAGUCGUACCUCAAGGGAAGGAAGAUUCUGGAGGUCAACCCGCGGCACCCCAUUGUUCAGCAGCUCAAGGAGCUCGUUGCUGCUGACCCCAAGGACGAAACGGCUGUGAGUGUGGCGUCAACCCUGUACGAGACAGCACUCAUCGAGUCGGGCUUCUCUCUGGAGGACCCCACCAAGUUUGCAGCGCGCAUCUUCUCGGCACUCAAGACCAACCUCAAGAUCGACCCUGACGCUGGCGUGGAGGAGGAAGAGGAGGAGGAGGAGGAGGUGGUCGAGGAGAGCAAGGGCGAGGAUGGGAUUGAGACAAUCAGUCUGGGCGGCGACGAAGAGUCAGCAGAAGAUGACGCUGACGCAGAAAAUGAGGCAGCAGGGCUGGACGAUGAGAAGCACGAUGAGCUCUAG
Molecule: messenger RNA, 2577 nt
Organism: Closterium sp. Yama58-4
Lineage: Eukaryota; Viridiplantae; Streptophyta; Zygnematophyceae; Desmidiales; Closteriaceae
Source: the annotation of a GenBank genome assembly